UGCAAAAUAAAAUCUGGCCCAGUGGAAAAAAUUGGUCCAUAGCUAAUCUAAAAAAAAGAAAUGAGUUGACUGUUGACCUCAAGCGCAGGCUCGCAGCAGAGGUCGAUGAAUUAGACGCACGCCGCAGCCCGCAGCCCGCAGCCCGCAGCGCAGGACUCCACAUACCGCCACACCGCUCGCUGCUCGCAUUGUCGGACGCCGCAAUCCCGCUCACAGCUCGCCAACUCCGCCUCGCGCAUCGCCGGAGGCCGCACGCCCUGACGCCCCCCUUCUGCAAUCUGCCGCUCCUGCUCGCUUCUUCUCUCGAUUCAGGAUAAAUGGAACAUGGUACACUCAACGAUCUAUCCAAUGCAACAUUCUCUCUGACAGAUGAGGAUCAUACACUUGCCAAUGCACUUAGAUUCGCUCUUAAUCAGGAUCCCAGGGUCGUACUUUGUGGCUACAGCAUUCCACAUCCAUCCGAGGCCCGAGUUAAUAUAAGAGUUCAGACUACUGGUGAUCCAGCUCUGGAAGUGCUGAAAGAUUCAUGCCAGGAUCUAAUGGUUAUGUGCCAACACGUUAGGAGCACGUUUGAUCAAGCUGUUGCAAAUUUCAAGAAUGAAAAAUCCCCGGAAGACUUGGAUUUGCAAAAGCGAUGAUUGGUUUAUUACUUGAGUUACUUUUCACUAUUCAUAUAUGUAUCAGCGAUUGUAACAUAUUGCAAGUAUUUUGGUUUUCAUAUACAUCUCUCUCCCAUUUUGUUUGUCACAUACAUUGUUCAGGUGCUCAAUCAUUUCCCUUUUGUGUAUCGCUUUUUAACACAUUUGAAUUUAGUUUUUUUUUUUUUUUUUUUUUGCGUUAGAACAUUUAGUGCAAUUUCUAAUAUGUAAUUUCUAAAGUUGCAUACACAUGAAUUGU
Cuscuta europaea is the source of this 897-nucleotide messenger RNA. The record is from the annotation of a GenBank genome assembly. NCBI's taxonomy places the organism in Eukaryota, Viridiplantae, Streptophyta, Magnoliopsida, Solanales, Convolvulaceae.